AAGAAAACAACUCAGGUUUGCAGCAGUGGCAACGGAAGAGGAGCUUCGUGACCGCCUGCAAGGCAGCAUGGUGAUCAUUGCUGAUCUGCAGCUUUAGUGGUGCGUCGCUGCCCAGGCCGGCACCAUGCAGCAGAAAGGUGCAAUCCAGAUUAUCGAAUGGGAGGACCUGGACAAGAGGAAGUUUUACUCCCUGGGUGUCUUCAUGACCUUGACCACCAGGGCCACUGUCUACCCAGCCAGCGUCAUCCGCACCCGCCUGCAAGUACAGAAGGGGAAGAGCCUCUACUCAGGAACCUUCGAUGCCUUCUGCAAGAUUCUCCGAACGGAGGGUGUGCGUGGCCUUUAUCGUGGCUUCAUGGUCAAUACGCUAACCCUGAUCGCGGGACAGGGUUACAUCACCACCUACGAGUUGGUGCGCAAGUAUGUGAACCAGUACUCGCCCAGCAACACAGUGAAGUCUGUGGUGGCAGGAGGGAUGGCGUCCCUGGUGGCUCAGACCAUCACUGUGCCGAUAGACAUAGUGUCACAGCAUCUGAUGAUGCAAGGACAAGGGGAGCACCUGACACGCUUCAAGGCCAAACCCAAAGUGGGUCUUGCAACCACGAAGCACAAACUGAGUUUCGGACAGAGCCGUGACAUUACGGUGCAGAUAUUUUCUGCCGAUGGCUUCAGAGGAUUUUACCGGGGCUACGUGGCAUCGCUGCUCACGUACAUCCCGAACAGUGCACUCUGGUGGCCUUUUUAUCAUUUUUAUGCAGAGCAGUUAUCCCUAUUAGCACCAAGUGAGUGCCCCCACCUGAUUCUGCAGGCUGUUGCAGGACCGAUGGCAGCAGUAACCGCCUCUACUAUCACCAACCCCAUGGAUGUUGUUCGUGCAAGAGUCCAGGUGGAGGGACGAACGUCUGUUAUUGGGACAUUCAAGCAGCUGCUGGUGGAGGAGGGGGCGUACGGGCUGACCAAGGGGCUGUCUGCCCGCGUCAUUUCCUCCACGCCCACGUCAGUGCUCAUUGUGGUCGGAUACGAGACUCUGAAGAGACUGAGCCUGCGAGCUGACCUGAUCGAGUCCAGACACUGGUGAUAACAGACGGGAGGGACGCAGGUCCGCCUCGCAGCAGCCAACAGCUCAGAGAUUUCAACAGGCGCCACAUGGAGCAGCGUCAUUUUAAAAGCGCACGUGUCGAUGUUUGUCUGUAGGUAUGCCAGGGAACUACAGCUUUUCUUAUCUUGUCUUUUUUUCUGUUUGCUGCUGUGGAAUCUAAAGUUAAGAGUGAAACCAAUAUUUCUGCCAAAACUAAACUCUCUUUUUCAAAAAGGAAAUCAUGGUUACUUUUAGAAAAUCCACUGAAACGUAAAAAUGCUACAUUCGAUUGCUCCUAUAUGGCCUGUUUGUUUUUUAUGAUUAUAUAUGCAGAAAAAUCAGGGUUUUUACUUGUUCCUUAGCUGGAGUAUGUUGGCUGAAUUCAUAUUUUAAAACUGAGCUGCUCAACAAAACAAAUAUAUUUCUGCAGGGGGAUUUCAGCGUGCCAAAGUCUGGAGACAAAUGGCCUAGUUUCUCUACUAAAAAGCGUAAGAGAGCUUGUAACCAGAGCGCAUUCCAGUGACAACAACAGUGUAAAGGAUCUCUCCGGAGUUUAAGCCUAAAUAACAUGCAAAUGUCAUUAGAUUAUACACAAGAGUGGAAAUUCAAGCUAGAAUUCCCAAACUAUAAUGUGCUCAGUGUUCUGUUACAGUUAUAUUUAUGUCUAGAGGUCCUUGUGAAACCUGGCCUAUUAUAAUUAUGUGCAGCUUACUUUUAACUCCUUUCAGUAAGCUGACAUUUAUGUGCCGGUGGUCUGUGGAGUCAGUCAUGCAGGUUUCAUUGUGAAUUUUAUGCGUGUUUAUGUUGAUUGGGCCAAUCAGGAAGGUGAAAAGAGUUUCUGCUUCUUUUGGUUUCUUGUAGGUUGACUCUAGGAAGCAAAAGUGAGUGUGAGGAGAGCUUUAGACCAACAUUAGACCAACAUGUCUAAGCAUUUCACUGCAUAUCGUACUGUGUAUGACUGUGUACGUGACAAAUAAAAUUAGAAUUUUGAAAUUUGAAUUUGACAUUAGAGAUGGAAAUCUGGUAGUUUCUUUGUGGUAAUCCUGUAUGUGAUUUAUACGGAACAAAUCUGCUACUGUUCAGUUACAGAAGGUGGUAUUUUGCUGUUGGGUAAAUGAGAGCAGUCAGUAAAGGCAUUGGCACCACAUCAGCAAACAAAAACUAAACUAUGUAAAUGCCUUCAGAGUUCACGGGUCAUUUAAUGAGUGUGAGGUAAGCUGUGAUGCUCCGGUUAAAGCUGCAAUGUUUUGAAUUGACUUAACUACUGCCCAAAAAACUCCACAUCUCAGCGACACCUGAUACUGUGUACCCUUAUCUUAUUUUUUCUUUAAAUAAACUCUUUCAGCAUUUGCAAACAUUGUUUUUCAGUGUAAAUAUGGUGUUCCUGUGAAUAAGUGGACUCAAUAUGUCCUUCAGUAUCACAAAAGCACAUAAAGUGGAUUUUUACCUGUAUGGAAGAUAUUUACCUUCUACCUGCCAAUUAUGAAUAGUAAAAAAAAACAAAAAAAAAACUGAGUACCUGUGGACAUGUGGUGAAAAGUAAUAAAGGACUUGGAUUCACCGGA
Messenger RNA from Pundamilia nyererei, 2643 nucleotides. RefSeq names its product solute carrier family 25 member 44a (gene slc25a44a). The transcript has 4 exons. Gene Ontology annotation, biological process: branched-chain amino acid transport; branched-chain amino acid catabolic process; transmembrane transport. Lineage: Eukaryota; Metazoa; Chordata; Actinopteri; Cichliformes; Cichlidae. Bases 125 to 1078 code for a protein of 317 amino acids. Gene Ontology annotation, molecular function: branched-chain amino acid transmembrane transporter activity. Gene Ontology annotation, cellular component: mitochondrion. The record is from RefSeq and is a predicted model, not a curated record.